GCCGUCAUAAAUAAGGAGGAGGGACACUUUCUUUCCAUACUCAAGCACGUACGUCAUGAGGCGUUUCAUUGUCUCCAGGUUAUGUACUUCUGCCUCACGUCCAGCACCUUCAUCGUUAAACCACCACCACCACCACCACCUCCAAAAUCAUCAUCAUCAUCAGAACCGUGAUUUUAGUUAUGUCUUCUGCCGCAACCCAAUCACUACAUCCGACAGAGGUGCACAAUCGCAAGGUAAUGGGAGUACACUUAGAUGGCUAUUCCACAUGCAGAAAAUCCGUUGUUUCAUGUCAAGUAGGGAAAGUCCUCGGAAUACUAUCAGCAGUUACGAUGAAUCCGAAAGCGAAAGCGAAGAGCGGGACCCCAUUAGAAUCGAAGUUAUAUCCGAAGAACACAUAAAACCCUCGUCUCCAACACCUCAAAACCUUAGAUAUUUCAAGCUUUCCAUGUUUGAUCAGAUCCAGAUAUCCAUAUACUACCCGUUUACAUUUUUCUAUCCAAAUAAUAAAAAUAAGAACAACAAGAACGUGGAGGACAUCAUAAACCAACGAUCAAAUCAUCUGAAACAAUCACUCUCAGAAACCCUAACACGAUUCUACCCGUUUGCAGGCAAGGUUGCCAGCGAACUUCACAUUGAUUGUAACGACGAGGGUGUAUAUUUCAUCGAGACUAGGGUUGAUGAUAGGCUCGAGAAUGUGCUUAAGAAACCCGACAAUAAAUUCUUGCAACGGUUGAUACCGGUGGUUAAUUCUGUCGCCAAUCAACAAUUGUUGGGAUCUUAUGUUUCAAUGGUGCAAGUUAACUUCUUUAGCUGUGGUGGGGUUGCUAUUACAGUGCAACAUAACCAUAAGCUUGUAGACGGAGCUAGCUACAUGACAUUCUUGAAAGCAUGGGCUGCGAGUGCUCGAAGAGAUCCGAAUCUUGUAAACCCUAGUUUUGUUUCCUCGUCGAUGUUCCCGCAAAAUCCUCAGUUGCCAUAUGCACCAUAUGUUCCCAUAUGGUGUUUAACGAUAUCUCCUGCUUAUUUAAAGCAUGGACAAUGCGCAACUAAAAGAUUUGUUUUCGAUGCUCUGGCUUUGAGGAAGCUCAAAGCCAAAGCAUCGACGCAAGAGCCAGUCAGUCGAGUGGUGGCUGUACUGGCUUUGCUUUGGAAAUGCAUCACGGAAGAAACAAAAUCUAAGCCAUCGGUUUUACAUCUUCCGGUGAACAUCCGUCCACGAAGUUCCCCGCCAAUGCCUGAAAAUUCGGUGGGAAAUAGUCUUUUGGGUACGUGUGCGGAGUUCGAUCCACAUACAAGUGAUCUUGAACUACCUUCAAUGGCUGCUCAACUACAAGCUGCGGUUGUAAAUGUAAACAGUGAAGCGAUUGAAGAACUAAAAGGAGAAAACGGGCAUGUUAAGUUUGUAGAAAGCGUGAGAAUGUCGAUGGAAAGAUUUUCGGAUUUCAAAAGUGAGUACUAUUUGACUACGAGUAUGUGUAAUUCAGGAACUAAAGAAGCCGAUUUUGGAUUCGGAAAGCCUGUUUGGGCAUGUACAGGGAACUUGAAUGAAGAUAUUCCUAUAUUUAUGAACAGGAUGAUAAUGGUGGAUUCGUGUUCUGAUGAUGGAAUUGAAGUUUGGGUGACUCUGGAGAAACAAGUAAUGGAUGCCCUUAGGUGCAAUUCUGAACUUCUAUCGUUUGCUUCGGUGGAUCCUAGUCCUCUGUCUAUAGCUUAAAGAUUGAUUUAUGUAUUCAUUUGUUUGGAUUGAGAAAUAAUUACCACUUCUUGUUAAGGCGCAUGCAUGAUUGAAAUAAAAUUGCAAGAGAUAUGUCAUGUUUGAUUCAUAUUAAUAUAUGUGUACUUUUAGAGCGUCUUUGAAAUAAAAUUGCAAGAGAUAUGUCAUGUUUGAUUCAUAUUAAUAUAUGUGUACUUUUAGAGCGUGUUUAUAAACGGACGAUGAAACUUU
Lactuca sativa (garden lettuce) is the source of this 1945-nucleotide messenger RNA. RefSeq names its product epi-neemfruitin B 7-O-acetyltransferse L7AT. NCBI's taxonomy places the organism in Eukaryota, Viridiplantae, Streptophyta, Magnoliopsida, Asterales, Asteraceae. The record is from RefSeq and is a predicted model, not a curated record.